Perca flavescens (yellow perch) is the source of this 2060-nucleotide messenger RNA. RefSeq names its product TraB domain containing 2A (gene trabd2a). Bases 200 to 1744 code for a protein of 514 amino acids. The transcript is spliced from 7 exons. Gene Ontology annotation, cellular component: membrane. Lineage: Eukaryota; Metazoa; Chordata; Actinopteri; Perciformes; Percidae. The record is from RefSeq and is a predicted model, not a curated record. Gene Ontology annotation, molecular function: metalloendopeptidase activity. Gene Ontology annotation, biological process: negative regulation of Wnt signaling pathway.
CAGCGUGUCCGUGUCCAGGGCUCGAGCCAGCAUGACUCUGUCCGGCGGUUUGUCGGAUACUUGUCAGCUCAUUUUACGCGACCGCAUGGAGCCGGAGAUGUGGAGGUAGGCUACUUCAUCCAUGCUUUCUGGGGAAUAGUUGCUGCAACACGUCGGGAAGUGAAAACAAGCUACCGUGCACACUUUGGAUAGAGCUACGAUGCGGGGCACUUUGGGCGCAUUCAUUCAGUCCUGUGCGCUGCUGCUGGUCCGAGCAGACCAGUGGAGGCUGAAGGACUCCGCCAACUGCGAGCUGAACAAGAAACAAACAGACUUAAAUUCCUUCCUGUGGACGAUCAAACGUGACCCUCCCUCAUAUUUCUAUGGUACAAUCCACGUUCCCUACACGCGCGUUUGGGACUUCAUCCCCGAAAACUCCAAGCAGGCCUUCCAGGAUAGCAACAUUGUCUACUUUGAGCUGGACCUGACGGACCCUUACACCAUCUCAGCCCUGACCAGCUGCCAGCUGCUCCCUCAGGGCGAGAACCUGCAGGAUGUCCUGCCCAGAGACAUCUAUCGGAGACUUAAAAGACACCUUGAGUAUGUAAAACUCAUGAUGCCAUCAUGGAUGACCCCAGAUCAGAGAGGGAAGGGACUCUAUGCAGACUACCUCUUCAACGCCAUUGCUGGGAACUGGGAGAGGAAGCGUCCCGUUUGGGUGAUGCUGAUGGUGAAUUCGUUAACCGAGGCAGAUAUUAAGACACGAGGAGUGCCGGUGCUGGACUUGUACCUGGCCCAGGAGGCAGAGAGGAUGAGGAAGAGGACGGGGGCUGUCGAGAAGGUGGAGGAGCAGUGCCAUCCACUCAACGGGCUCAACUUCUCUCAGGUGAUCUUUGCCCUGAACCAGACGCUAUUACAGCAGGAGUCUUUAAGGGCAGGGAGCCUACAGGUCCCGUACACCACCGAAGACCUCAUCAGACACUACAACUGUGGAGAUCUCAACUCCAUCAUCUUCAAUCAUGACACCUCACAGGUUCCUAACUUCAAUAAUGUGACACUGCCACCCAGCGAGCAGGAGACCGCCCAGGAAAUAGACAGCUACUUUCGACAGGAACUCAUCUACAAGAGGAACGAGAGGAUGGGGAAAAGGGUCAAGGCACUGCUAGAGGAACACCCUGACAAGAGCUUCUUUUUCGCCUUUGGAGCAGGUCACUUUCUCGGCAACAGUACAGUCAUUGAUGUCCUUCGUCGCCAGGGAUACGAGGUGGAGCACACCCCUGCUGGGCAGCCGGUAAACAGGAGAUCAUCAUCCAGACCUGACUCACCAGGGUCAGGAGACCAUGAUGAGUCCCCUCUUUUGGAGCCUUUCCUCCACGAGCUCCCCCACAAAGAGGACGAUCAGGGGCAUCCCCUGGAGGACGAUCUGUUACCCCACAUGCUUCUGCCACCGGAACUGCUGGAGAAAGCAGAGAGGAAAAUGCUGAAGAAAAAGAGGAGGAACAAGCCGAAGAAACAGCGGCACCGGCAUUUUAAUGACCUGUGGGUACGCAUCGAGGAGAGCACUAUGGUCCAGUCUCCACCCCCCCCGCUGGUUCGCAUCAUCAAUGGUUACAUCACAGUGCAGCCACCUGACAGAGCUCACAGCCACUACAACUACCAACCCACAUCUUCGGCGUCGACCACCUCCCUGUCCUUACCAUCUAUUCAUGUCUUCCUCUGCACAUUGCUUACAGUGAUCCCACAGACCUGGACUGCAUUCCUCUAAUGGAGCAUUAGUUGGAACUCUAUAAAAACAGUCAGCCUUCAUGUGUAUAAACUCUCACAUGUGGUGGUUUCAUGUAUCAGCUCAUGUAAAGCAAGGUCUGAUCAUGUAUCAAGACCUAGAGGAGGCCACAAAAGUGUGGUGACUCUCAGAGACCGUUCACGAUAAAAAAAGCAUGGAGAAAGGACGUGAAAUCAGCUCUAGCUGUCGGGUAACAGUACACUCCAUGGAUGUUAAGUUAGAUAAAGUUUGUGUUGAAUGGUAAAUAAUGUCAAUAGAGCAUGUCUCUUACAAAUUGAGGCCUUGAUGAGCAUGUAAG